CAGGCAAGGCACAUUCAGAGGAUUCAGUGCAAUUGUAAUUAGGGACGGAGGCACAUUGCGACGAUGUGUUGUGCGGUCGGGUCUGGCGCAUCGAGAAUUGGUGAAACGUGAACGCCGAGUGAUAAAUAAAUAAGAUAAAAACCGAGCCCAAGCAGCGAGCCGUAAAGCAGGUCGAUUCGCGCGAUUCGAUAAUCGUCUGCAAUUGCGUAAAAAGCGGUGUAAAAAAGCAGACGGAAUAGCUCGGUUCAGGGUCGAGGCACGAUCAUAGAUGUGUAGCGGUGUAUAGAGUGUGAUACUUAUACCCUGGCACACAGCAAUGCGAAAUGUCAAACGCUGAUGCAUGAUUAAAGAACCUUGCGUCGAUGACCUAAGACAUUCAUGAGCCACGAAUAAUCGUUCGGAAUCUCGCGAAUAAAGCCAGGAUUUAUGAUCUAACCGAGGUUCGAUUCACCCACGUGCAUUAUCAUCGGCCUGUUACAGCUAAUACAUGACAUUCUACUUGCCUGCCCCUACACCUGUCCCAGUAUUGGUCAUAAUAUUCCGGGAAAUGAACGGGCUCAAAUUUAUCCUAGAAUAUUAUUAACAGACGGUGGAGAGCGGUGAUUCACUUUUAUGAAUCGAUCUCGAACACUACAGUUGUAAGAAAUAUUUUCAACGCUUUAGUAGAGAGGUAUUAAAAGCGAAGAAAGUAUGAGCUCCGUGUGGAAGAGACUUCAAAGGGUUAACAAAAGAGCCGCCAAGUUUCAGUUCACCGUAUCUUAUCACGAAGUAAAUUUGGAAACUACGUCAAAAUGGACGCCGAAUAAGUUGAGCGUUGUGUGGACCAGGCGGAGUAGAAGAGUCAGUUCUGAGCCUCUGCAAUGGGAACCAACCCUCAGCGAUCCCCUGAAGGGAAACAUCAGCUGGGCUGUACCAGACAAUCACAUAGUUUCCGUUACCCUAUUCAAGGACCCCCGAACUCACGAACUGGAAGACAAAGAGUGGACUUUUGUCAUCGAAGAUGUUUCAACAACAGGAAAACGGCGACACGUCGCAGCGACAAGUAUAAAUAUGAAAAAAUAUGCUUCCCUUGAAUCGAGUCAGCAGCAACUAAAAUUAGAGCUGAAACCAACAUCGAAAAAAAUUGUCAGCGCUACAUUGGAGUGCACUUUGUCAUGCGUAUUUCUCAGGGAGGGAAAGGCGACGGACGAGGACAUGCAGAGCAUGGCCAGUUUGAUGUCGGUGAACAAUAACAGCGACAUCGCUCCGUUGGACGAUUUUGACAAUGAGGAUAUCCCUGAAGACGUUGAGGAGAUUGGCGGGAAAUCUCUGGAAGAGGUUCUCGACAUUUCGGCGCAGUUGGAUCUACUCACUAACAGCUUAACGGAGAGUGAAAUUGCCAGCACACCGAUAAGCAUUGCUAGCUUGUCAAAGGAUGAGACAACACCAGUGAAUGACAACAACAAUCCGUUUGCAAGAGACAUCGCUCAGAUGGGAAGCGGCGGUGAUGAUAAAGUAGAAAAAUCUCCAUCCAAAGAUAACGUUGCAAUAGAGAACGACAAAAACGUUGAACAAUCCUCGGUGAGACUAUCGCUACAGCCACUGGAUUUGAAAAAGGGGAUUUCGGACGUCGUUCCAAGGUUUCGGGAGACAACGCCUGGUCAAGACCUCCUCGAAUGGUGCAAAGACGUGACAAAAAAUUACCCAGGAGUAAAAGUUACCAACCUCACCACUUCCUGGCGCAACGGCAUGGCUUUCUGUGCUAUUAUCCAUCAUUUUAGACCUGAUUUAAUAGAUGUUGAUACUUUAUUGCUGCACGAUGUCAAGGGCAAUUGCAAGAAAGCUUUUGACGCUGGGGAAGCGUUAGGCAUACCCCGAGUGAUAGAGCCGGCUGAUAUGGAGAUUUUAACUGUACCUGACAAACUGGCCGUCAUGACGUACUUGUACCAACUCAGGGCUCACUUUACCGGACACGAGCUUGAGGUACAACAAAUUGGCAAAACAACUGAUGAAUCUUCUUACAUGAUCGGUAGAUUCAAUACAGACAACAACACUGAUGUUACGGUACAACUGUUUGGUCAGGAGAUAAUAAAUUUACGUAAAAAGGAGCAGAGCGAACAAAGGAAUAACAAGACCGACGUUAACAGAAGAUCAAAUCCGUUCGACUUAAAACGUGACGAAAGCGGUAUAGACAGUCUUAAGAACAAACUACACCUCAGUCUCAAUACCGAUCUUACGGAUCACGAUCAGCACGGCAAAGAUAAAUCACCCUCAAGCGUGAAGGAUGUUAAGGACAUAAUUUUGGCGGGUUCAAAAAGUUUUUUGGGCAAAGUUCUGUCGCCCACGAAAGAAAAGCAUGCGGCAAGAGAAAAGAGUAAAUCACCGUCUAGAACCGGACAAAUAACUCAACCACAACCACCGCAGCAGCAGCAGAGGCCAGUUUUAAUGACACGCAGACAGCUAACGGAUCCCUUCGGUUCCGAUGAUGAGGAAGAGCUUCAAGUUGUCCAGGAUAAAUCGUCGCAAUCGAUUUCGAUAGCAAAAUCACAGUCCUCUGCGCGAGACACUGACUCGUUGCAUUCGGUUGACAGAAGCAGCCGAGGGAGUUCGGAAUGCCGUGGCAUAUCUCCAACUUCUACUGACCCACGACUACCGCAUCCUCUUGUCACUCGACAUGAUGAGCUUAAGGAAAGAGCUAGACAACUUUUGGAGCAGGCAAGAAACCAAGCCAAGCAACCUGCAACUAAUUCCGCUGCCACCAGUCCGGUUGAGGGGCAAAGUGACGCUGAGCGGCAGCUUCAGCUGCGCGAAAGAGCCCGGCGAUUGAUAGCUGAAGCCAGAAUGGGAGCAGCGGUAAAUACUAGUCAAAUCGGUGAUGAAAAUUCUACCGAAACAAGGACCAUCGACGAUCAAAACAACAGUCCACGUCGCAGCACUACUCCUUCUACACCUUCAACUCCUGGAGACAGAUUGAGCAUUAAGUCUGAACACAAUGGUAAUGUUCCUACAAGUGCAACAGGGGCAACAGACGGAGAAAAAAAAUCGCCGCUAUCGUCAUUCUCGAAAAUUAUGGACAGAAUAUCGCCGGAGAAUACUAGUCCUGAUGGUAGCAUCUAUUCAACUCGCGGGUUUGGAAAGGACAUGACAACGUACAUCCAAAACGAGUUGGAGGCUCUCGAGAGAGAACAGAAUCAGAUAGACGUACAGGCUGGAAAGUUGGAAAAGCAGCUUAGAGCGGCGAUGGAAAGCGAUAAUGAAGAAGAAACGGAAAGAUUGAUGUCUCUCUGGUUCACUCUAGUCAACAAGAAGAAUGCUCUUCUUAGAAGGCAGAUGCAACUGAAUAUUUUAGAAAAAGAGGAUGAUUUGGAACGUCGUUCAGAACUGUUGAAUCGAGAACUUCGCAGCAUCCUGGACGUUUGUGAUUGGCAAAAAACGCCGGAGCAAAAGAUUCGUGAAAAUCUUCUUUUGGAGGAAUUGGUAUCGAUUGUAAAUAAGAGAGACGAACUGGUGCAUCACCUUGAUAACCAGGAACGAGCCAUUGAGGAUGACGAUGAGAUUGAGCGUGAUCUUUCACGAGCUGGAUUGGCUCAACGUAACAGAAACUGCAUCGUCCAGUGAGAAUGCCUUUACUGCUCAUCAAAAAUUAUUUCAAGGAUGACGAUACGUUAUGUGGUCGAGGUACGUCCAGUGUUGCUGUGGAGCUGCCAAAGAAUGAAUACACAGUUAAUCUGUCCUAAUCAGCCUAUUGAUAAUAUAAUAUAUGACAUUAGAAAUUAAAAAAAAAAAAAGAAAAUUAAAACAAGAGUUAGUAACUAAUUUACAAUUAUACGUAUAGGUUACACCUGUACCAUAGAUUCGUUUAUUGAUAUCUUCAAUGCGUGUAAAUUUCAAAGAUUGACAAAUUCCUAAAUAGAAAGUUUUAUUAUCAUAUUAACGUAUCAUUGGUUUAUUAUUACAGUUUAAAAAUCUUUGAAAUUGAAUAGUCUAUUUGCUGAAAAAAAUUUAUCGGUUUGCCCAACACCCCAAUUCAUGUUUGCAAUCUAAUCUACAACUCGUAAACAUGAAGAA
This is a messenger RNA of Diprion similis, 4047 nucleotides long. RefSeq names its product EH domain-binding protein 1 (gene Ehbp1). Lineage: Eukaryota; Metazoa; Arthropoda; Insecta; Hymenoptera; Diprionidae. The record is from RefSeq and is a predicted model, not a curated record. Gene Ontology annotation, molecular function: protein binding. The coding region runs from base 691 to 3597 and encodes 968 amino acids. The transcript has 18 exons.